Molecule: messenger RNA, 1394 nt
Organism: Emiliania huxleyi CCMP1516
Lineage: Eukaryota; Haptophyta; Isochrysidales; Noelaerhabdaceae
Exons: 6
Coding region: 1-1332 (443 amino acids)
Source: RefSeq, a predicted model, not a curated record
AUGUCGUCUGACGACGCGGCCGACGCGCCCGAGACGGCCGCCGCCUCUGGCACGGCCUCAGUGAUCUUCGCGCUCGGGAGGGUGCUGCUCUCCACGGUCCUCCUGCAGCUGGUCGGAGGCUACAUGAAGGUGACUCGCAUGUUCCCGGCCUCCGCCGAAGCGGGCGUCGGCGCCUUCAUCGGCGGCGUCUCGCUGCCAGCCAUCCUCUUUCGCGCGGUGGCUGCGCUCGACUUUGGGGCGGUCGACCUGUCGCUCCUCGUCGGCACGCUGGUCGGCAAGCUCUGCAUGGUCGCGGCGUCAAUUGUGAUGGGGCAGGUGGCGCGGCGAGGCGCCCUCGUCCCGCCCGGCGAGAGCGAGAUCAACGGCGGCAUGUUUGCGAUCCUGACGACCAACGGCGACGAGCUCGGGCUCGGGCUGCCCGUGAUGGGCGCCCUAUUCCCGCCCGAGCAAGUGCUCGCCUUCAUCCUCCUCGGCGUCGGCGUGGCGCGACGCGACGCCGCGAGGGCUGGCACACCGCCCGAGGCGACGGCCGCCAUCGUCGGCUGCGUGGUGCGCGGGCUGCAGCGCAACCGGCUCGCGCUAGUCACUGCGGUGGCGUACAACGCCGCCUUCGGCCGCCUCAAGGGCGCGCCGCUGCCCUUCUUCCUGGACGACGUCGUCAGCCUGCUCGCGGGCGCGUUCGCGCCGGGCGUCUUUUUCCUCGCCGGCACGGCUAGCGUCGGCUCCUUCUCACAGCUGGCGCGGCUCGACUCGGCGUGGCUCCCCCUCGCGCUGGCGCUGCUCAAGUCGCUCGUACUGCCUGCCAUCAUCAAGGGGACCGUCGCUGCCCUCGGCGGCGACCGGAGCGCGCAGGAGUUUGGCUUCACCUUUGGCGUGCUGCCGGCGGCGGGCUCGUCGCUCGUGUCGGCGUACGCUCCGAGCGCGCAGCAGCUGCUGCAGCUCUCUGCGACGCUCAACGUGGGCAAGGUGGUCGCGUUCCCGCUCCUCCUGCUCGCGGCGGCCAUCCUCUUCGUGAGCGGGGAGGGGCAGGUCACUGCAUGGCGCGUGAGCCACGCCGCGCUGCAGUGCACGCGCGCGCUCUCGCUCGCGCUCACGGCCGCUCUCGUCUCGUCGGCGGCUUGGUGGCGCGCCUGGUGGCGCCCGCCGCUGCGCCGCCUCCUGCUGCUGCUGCCGCUCGAGCUCGGCUACCUAGCGGCGUACCUCUUCCUGGCCGCGUCGGUGACACCCGACGCGGCGGGCGAGGUUGCCGUGUCCCGAUGUGCGUGUGACAUCUCCCCGACGUGUCCCGCAGGCGAGGCACUUAGCCGCGGACCCGUCCCGCCCAGAGUCUGACUCACAGAUCGGCGGGCAGUGGCGGUGGCUCGGCCUCGGCCACGUCGCCGCCCUCUUUGACG